AUGUUGUUUGAGGAUGUAUCUGUGGACUUCACCCAGGAGGAGUGGCAGCUACUGGACCCUGUUCAGAGGCUCCUGUACAGGAAUGUGAUGCUCGAGAACUACAGGCACCUGGUGUCACUGGGGCACUGUGUUGCCAAACCUGAGCUGAUAUUCAAGUUGGAGCAAGGAGAAGAACCAUGGAUGUUGAAAAGAAAACUGCCAAAUCAGGGACGCUCAGGUGAUAAAUGUGAGAAAUCCUUUUUUGAGAAGUCAAAAUGUACUCAACAUCAGAGAACACACUUGGGGAAUAAACCUGAUGAGGGUAAUGAAAGUGGGAGGAACUUAAGUAGAAAGUCCCACCUCACACAAAAUCAGAGAGCUCACAAAGGAGAGAAAACCUAUGACUGCAAUAACUGUGGGGAAAGCUUCCAUAAGAAAACAGACCUGACUCAACAUCAGAGCACACACACAGGAAAAAAACCCUAUGAAUGUAAUGAAUGUGAAAAAUCCUUCUUUGUGAAGUCCAACCUCACCGAACAUCAGAGAACUCAUACAGGAGAAAAACCAUAUGAAUGUAAUGAAUGUGGAAAGUCCUUCUGCCAAAAAUCAGCCCUCACAGUACAUCAGAGAACUCACACAGGAGAGAAACCAUAUCAAUGUAAUGAAUGUGGGAAAACCUUCUGUGUGAAAUCAAACCUUACUCAACAUCAAAGGACCCACACAGGAGAGAAACCCUAUAAGUGUAGUGAAUGUUGGAGAUCUUUCUGUGUGAAAUCUAAUCUCAUUGUGCAUGAGAGAACUCAUACAGGAGAAAAACCCUACAAAUGUCCUGAAUGUGGGAAAACCUUCUAUGAGAAGUCAGCUCUCACAAAACAUCAGCGAAUUCACACAGGGGAAAAACCCUAUGAAUGCAAUGAAUGUAGAAAAACCUUCAGCCAGAGGUCAGCCCUCACCAAACAUCAAAGAAAAACACAUAAGAAGAAAACUCCCAUCAACCCUCUCCAUUCCACAGAGGCUGUGCCGCUGUACCUGGCCAGCCGUGCGGGCGACACCAAGCACCGGAGGCUGAAGUUCUGCAAGAGCCACAGUCUCCUGGGCUGGGGACUGCCCUCAGGUGGCUUCCACAACCGCUACUUCAUCCUCAACCACAGCUGCCUGCCGCUCUGCAAGGAGGUCCGGAGUCACCAGCCCGCCAAGAGUCUCAAAGUCUACCUGGGGGCGAAGAAGAAACUCCAGCCGCCCACCUGCUGGGGCUUCACGGUGGUGCAGGAAACAGAGAUACAUGUGUCAUCCCCUACUGCCUCUCAUCUCAGCCACAGCCCUGAGCAGUGGUACCUCUGCUGUGACACACAGAUGGAGCUUCUGGAGUGGCUUGCCACCUUCCUCUUGGUGCAGCACGAUGGCCCAGUGUGGCCCUCAGAGUUGUCCCGGGCGGUGACUGAGGUCAGGCUGGGCAAGCGUGUCGUUGAUCCCCCUGGCGGCACUGGAAACGAAAUGCGCCGGAGCAUGUCUUCACUGCGGACCGCCUUUCUCUCUUCCGCAGCGUUGGAGCACAGGAGCUCACUCCUGGCUCUGGGACUGCGCGCCGGGAAGCUUUCCUAUUCGGUCACCCUCGUGUCCUCCGUGCCUGUGUGA
Molecule: messenger RNA, 1614 nt
Organism: Cynocephalus volans (Philippine flying lemur)
Lineage: Eukaryota; Metazoa; Chordata; Mammalia; Dermoptera; Cynocephalidae
Product: zinc finger protein 25-like
Exons: 4
Coding region: 1-1614 (537 amino acids)
Biological process (GO): regulation of DNA-templated transcription
Source: RefSeq, a predicted model, not a curated record